AUGGGCCGACAUGCUACGGAACCUCGACACCGCAAGUACCAGAUUGAUCCGAAGAUACCAAACCAAACCAAACCAAACCAUCCAUCUGUAGCCAUCUGCAAAGUGACAACCAGACUCCGGACCAACAACGCACUACGAGACCAUCAGUUCAACGCCAUUAAAUGUCGCUGCGGCCACUUUGCCACAAGGUCGCAUGUUCUCAUUCAAUGCACUGAACUGAAACCAGCUCGUCUUCUAGUUUUCCAACAGAUAUCAGAUAAUGUAACCAAACCAAACCAAACCAAACCAACGACUACCAUUCCACUAUCAAUCAACAAGAAAUACCAUGAUCAAAACGAGUUUGGAAGAAUGAAGGAGAUCGAGUAA
Lottia gigantea (owl limpet) is the source of this 366-nucleotide messenger RNA. RefSeq lists its product as hypothetical. The record is from RefSeq and is a predicted model, not a curated record. The transcript is spliced from 2 exons. Bases 1 to 366 code for a protein of 121 amino acids. Lineage: Eukaryota; Metazoa; Mollusca; Gastropoda; Lottiidae.